This is a messenger RNA of Budorcas taxicolor (takin), 693 nucleotides long. Its product is annotated as protein TsetseEP-like. The transcript has a single exon. Bases 1 to 693 code for a protein of 230 amino acids. The record is from RefSeq and is a predicted model, not a curated record. Lineage: Eukaryota; Metazoa; Chordata; Mammalia; Artiodactyla; Bovidae.
AUGACGUGCAGCCCAGGACACAUCCUGAGAUGCCUGGGCUGGAAGAAUGACAUGGGUCUGUGGCUAGAGCCUCAGAUCUUGCACUGGCAGCACACGGGGCCACAGCAGCUGGACUGGGAGCCGCCACACGAGCCGCAGCCCCCUUUGCCACAGCCGGAGCAGGAGCAGGCUGGCACACAGCACACGGGCACACAGCAGCUGGAGCCGCAGCCCCCACACGAGCCACAGCCCCCCUUGGAGCCCCCACAGCUGGAGCCACAGCCCCCUUUGCCACAGCUGGAGCAGGAGCAGGCUGGCACACAGCAGCAGACGGGCACACAGCAGCUGGAGCCGCAGCCAGAGCCGCAGCCUCCACAUGAGCCGCAGCCCCCCUUAGACCCCCCGCAGGAGCCGCAGCCCCCCUUAGACCCCCCGCAGGAGCCGCAGCCCCCUUUGCCACAGCUGGAGCAGGAGCAGGCUGGCACACGGCAGCAGACGGGCACACAGCAGCUGGAGCCGCAGCCAGAGCCACAGCCCCCACACGAGCUGCAGCCCCCCUUGGAGCCCCCACAGGAGCCGCAGCCUCCCUUAGAGCCCCCACAGGAGCCGCAGCCCCCCUUGGAGCCCCCACAGGAGCCGCAGCCCCCCUUGGAGCCCCCACAGGAGCCGCAGCCCCCUUUGCCACAGCUGGAGCAGGAGCAGGCGGGCACAUAG